AUGGAAGCAGCAAAGCAGGCCAUCGAGGCCGCCACCGAGGGCGUCAAGAACCUGGCCGUCGGCACCGACGCCAAGAAGCCCCAGGCCCCCAAGAAGGAGAAGAAGGCCAAGGCCGGCGCCGACGCCGCCUCGGGCCCCCUCGAGAUGAAGCCCGAGCCCGACUUCCUGAAGCACCGUGUCGAACUGUUCGACCGCAUAAAGAAACGCCAGGAUGAGGAGCUCGCCAAGAAGCCCCGCGAACCCAUCACCAUCACCAUGCCCGACGGCAGCAUCAAGGCCGGCACCUCGUACGAGACCACCCCCGGCGACAUCGCCAAGGGCAUCAGCAACAGCCUGUACAAGCGCACCGUCGUCGCCCGGCUCGACGGCGACAAGGAGCAGCUGUGGGAUCUGGAGCGGCCCCUCGAGCGCAGCUGCAGGCUUGAGCUGCUCGACUUCGAGGAUGAGCAGGGCAAGAUGGUCUUCUGGCACUCGUCCGCCCACAUCCUGGGCGAGGCUUCCGAGCGCCGCUUCGGCUGCAGCCUCUGCAUCGGCCCGCCCAUCGACAACGGUUUCUACUACGAGAUGGGUCUUCCAGGCGGCGCAGCCGUCCAGACCACCGACUGGAAGCCCAUCGAGACCAUCGUCUCUUCCAUCGUCAAGGAGAAGCAAAAGUUCGAGCGCCUGACCAUGACCAAGGACGAGCUGCUCGAGAUGUUCAACUACAACAAGUACAAGCAGCACAUCAUCAAGGACAAGAUUGCCGAUGGCACCUCUACCACUGUCUACCGCAACGGGCCCCUGAUCGAUUUGUGCAGGGGGCCUCACGUGCCCGACACUGGCAGGAUCGAGGCCUUUGCCAUCAUGAAGAACUCGGCCUCGUACUUCCUGGGCGACAACAAGAACGACUCCCUGCAGAGGAUCUACGGUGUCUCCUUCCCCGACAAGAAGAAGAUGGCCGAGCACAAGAAGUUCCUCGAGGAGGCCGCCAAGCGGGACCACCGAAAGAUCGGCAAGGACCAGGAGCUGUUCUUCUUCAGCGACAUGUCCCCCGGAUCCGCCAUGUGGCUACCCCACGGCACCAGGAUUUACAACACUCUGCUGGAGUACAUCCGCGAGCAGUACUGGAAGCGAGGCUACCAGGAGGUUAUCACCCCCAACAUGUACAACUCGGAGCUGUGGAAGCAGUCGGGCCACUGGAACUACUACAAGGACGACAUGUUCGUCAUCGAUAUGGAGGAGAACGUCAAGUUUGGUCUGAAGCCCAUGAACUGCCCCGGCCACUGUCUGUUGUUCAGCCACCGUGAGAGGUCGCACCGCGAGUUGCCAUGGCGGGUUGCCGAUUUCGGUGUGCUCCACAGAAACGAGGCCACCGGCGCCCUGUCCGGCCUCACCCGCGUGCGCAGGUUCCAGCAAGACGAUGCCCACAUAUUCUGCCGCGAGGACCAGAUCAAGGCUGAGAUGAGCGACCUGUUCGACUUCCUGCACGAGAUGUACGGUCUCCUGGGCAUGACCUUCAAGCUGAAGCUCUCCACCCGGCCCGAGAAGUAUAUGGGUGAGAUCGCUACCUGGGACAGGGCCGAGGGCAUGCUGCGCGAGUCACUGGAUGAGUUCACCGCCAACGGAGGUGGCGCCUGGUCUCUCAACGAGGGUGACGGAGCUUUCUACGGACCCAAAAUCGACAUCACCAUCGUCGACUGCUUGAACCGCGACUGGCAAUGUGCCACCAUCCAGCUCGACUUCAUGCAGCCUCAGAACUUUGGUCUGGAGUACAUGACCAACGAGGGCGCACAGAAGAAGGAGGACUCCGACAAGCCUGCUGACGGCCCCAAGCCCAAGGUCAAGAACCCACAGGCCGUCAUCGACUCCGCCCAGGCGGCCAGAGAAAAGGCCUCUGAGCCCGCUGCUGUGGAUGGCAAGGAUGCACCAAAGAAGGAGAAGGAACGAGUCAUCAAGCCUGUUUCCGCCGGCUGUGCCCGUCCUGUUAUGAUUCAUCGUGCCAUGGCCGGCAGUAUCGAGCGGUUCACCGCCAUUCUGUGCGAGCACUUUGCUGGCAAGUGGCCGUUCUGGCUGUCGCCCAGGCAGAUCCUGAUCAUCCCCGUUGGUGUUGGCUUCUACGACUACGCCGAGGAAGUACAGAAGAUCUUCCGACAGGAGAAGAUGUACGUGGAUGUUGACCUGAGCGGUAACACCCUCCAAAAGAAGAUUCGUACCGGCCAGCUGAGCCAGUACAACUUCAUUUUUGUGGUCGGCGACGAGGAAAUGAAGGGCAGACAGGUCAACGUCAGAUGGCGUGACGACACCUCGGCCCAGGACCGUGGCAAGCCGAUUGCUCUAGACGAGGCGGUUGAGAAGCUCAGCAAGCUGAAGGCCGACCGUGGCUCCUACAACCCCUUCCCGUCGAUUGUCAAGCCGGGGGCGGCAAAGGAGGAUGCCAAAGAGGCGGCGGCUUAA
Neoarthrinium moseri is the source of this 2433-nucleotide messenger RNA. RefSeq lists its product as uncharacterized. Gene Ontology annotation, cellular component: cytoplasm. Lineage: Eukaryota; Fungi; Ascomycota; Sordariomycetes; Amphisphaeriales; Apiosporaceae. Gene Ontology annotation, molecular function: threonine-tRNA ligase activity; ATP binding. The record is from RefSeq and is a predicted model, not a curated record. Gene Ontology annotation, biological process: threonyl-tRNA aminoacylation. Bases 1 to 2433 code for a protein of 810 amino acids. The transcript has 2 exons.